CAUGUAAUGUGCACCGAAAGUACGGAUUACCAGCAGUUUCCAAUAUGGCGCAAACCAGCAGUACAGUUUCAGACAUGGGUUCCAUGGGCGACACGAGUGCUGUCGAGACGAAGGAUGUUAUUGUUAACGAGAAAACGCCCCUUCCGGGAAUCAGUGAAAAAGACAAGUUGAGAGCGGAAGAACUGAAGAACAAGGCGAACGAAUUUUUCAAAGCACAAGAUUUCCAGAAUGCUAUCAUCUACUACUCACAAGCAAUAGAAGCCAACCCACUGGUAGCAGCAUACUACGGUAACCGCAGCUUUGCUUAUCUCAAGACAGAAUGCUUCGGUCUUGCAUUAGAAGAUGCCAGCGAGGCAUUAGCCAUCGACAGAUCAUACAUCAAGGGGUACUACAGACGGGCUACAGCGAAUAUGGCUCUUGGGAAAUUCAAGAAGGCGGUCAAGGAUUAUGAAACGGUAAUGAAAUACAGACCGAAUGACAAGGAUGCCAAGUUGAAGUUCACAGAGUGCAGCAAGAUUGUCAAGCGGCAGGCUUUUGAGCGGGCAAUCAGAUCGGACGACUCCAAGAAGUCGGUAGUGGAAAGCUUGGACAUCGAAAACAUGGUUUUAGAAGACGACUACGACGGACCCAAGUUUGAGAAUACAGUGAGCAAGGAAUUCAUGGUGGAUCUAUUAGAACAUUUCAGACAACAGAAGAAAGUUCACAGAAGAUAUGCAUACACGAUAUUAGUACAAAUCAACAAACUGUUCAGGAAGCUGCCGUCAUUAUGUGACAUUACCAUUCCAGAGGGGGGCAAGUUCACAGUAUGUGGGGACAUCCACGGCCAGUUCUACGAUCUCUUAAACAUCUUCAAGCUCAACGGUCUCCCAUCAGAAGACAAUCCUUAUCUAUUUAAUGGUGACUUUGUAGACAGGGGGUCCUUCUCAGUAGAAGUUAUUCUGACAUUGUUUGGUUUCAAGCUUCUCUACCCAGAUCACUUUCAUUUAUCAAGAGGUAACCACGAGAGCGAGACCAUGAACCAGAUGUACGGUUUCUACGGCGAGGUGAAGGCCAAGUACACGUCACAGAUGGCCGAUCUCUUCACGGAGGUCUACAACUGGCUCCCGCUGGCCCAGGUCAUCAAUCAGAAAGUCAUGGUGAUGCACGGCGGGCUGUUCAGUGCUGACAACGUGACGUUAGACGACAUCAGGAAAGUAGAACGGGACCGGCAACCACCAGAAACGGGUAUCAUGUGUGAGCUUCUAUGGUCGGAUCCCCAGCCCCAGCCCGGCAGGGCACCGAGCAAACGAGGCGUUGGGUGCCAGUUUGGACCCGACAUCACAAAACGGUUCUUAGAAUCCAAUAAUCUAGAAUACGUUAUACGAAGCCACGAAGUGAAAGCGGACGGCUACGAGGUUGCACACGAUGGGAAAUGUAUAACAGUCUUCUCAGCCCCCAAUUAUUGUGAUACAAUGGGUAACAAAGGUGCUUUCAUUACGAUGGGUACAGAUCUGAAGCCAAAGUAUACCACUUACGAAGCAGUUCCACAUCCAGAUGUACGACCAAUGGCAUAUGCAAAUGCCAUGUUUGGUUUUAUGUAAUGCUAUAUCCUUCAGGGCCUUCUUCUGUGACAUGUCAGUGAGAUCUGCAGAGCCAGCCUCAUUCCGUCAGCUUUACUUAAAGGGACUAUCUUGUAUGUGCACAAACUACAGAGGGCAGUGUUAUCAUGAGGAUGUCCUCUGGCAUGUGGUGUCUUUGCAUUGGUUUGUCUGUAAAAUCUUGCGAUGUCAUUGGUUGUUGGAAGCAUGCAAAUGAUUGGUAUAUGUAAAUCAUAGAGCUAUAUUAAAGUCUUCCAACUUGUACCAAAUAGGGAGAGACUUUCUGUUAAAUUGUUUGACAAGAGGGAGACACGGGGCAUUAGAGAAACAUUUGAAUGUCUUCCUUAUGUUUUUAACUACCAUAUCUAGAAGGAAUUUUAUCGUCGAAAGUUGCUUAUAACGAUUCCUUUAGUCGAGAAUAGUACAAGUGAAAAGUUUUGGUUUGGGAAAGUUUUUAGAAUUGGGGUUUUGGGAGGUUUUUUUGUUGGUGCACAAGUCUAUGGGAAUGUCUCCCAUUUUCGGUAAUUGUAAUUCCCAUAGUGCUAACUCAUCAAUUCCUCACGUAGAAUAUAUUUUGAAACGUUCUGGCUGCUGUCAUUUUGAAUUCAUGUGCAUGUUUGCAAAAUAUAUUGAAAUUAGAAUGGAAUUUUGCUUGAUGAGCUCUAAAUGCUAUACGGAUGUCAUUGGUGCGUUUUCUAUUAGUAAGAACAACAAUCACAAGUAGAGCAUAUGGGUGUUGAGGUUUUGCAUCCAUGUGACAUUAUCACCUAAACAAUGCAAGAUCCGCCAUUUUGGACGCCUAGCGUGCUCGAUCGAUCGUACAGUACAUGUACAUUGCAUUAUGCCUAAUGUGCAUGUUCUGCAGUAUUUUGUCAUGGUCAAUAUCCGAUUUUUCUCCCAAAAGUCGUCUGGUAAGCCCCAAAAUAUUGAACAGCAAGUAAAAUAUGAUGAACAAGCGUUAAUUUGAUGUGUGUCUCAAACGCCUUGGAGAGUUGCGAGUAUAUUUCCUGAAUUUCGGAAGUGGGCGUAUUUAUAAACGGUGUCUAUGGCAUUUUAUUUACUAGUCUGCAACUGUAGUCAAGCAAUAUGGCGGGCGUGUGUAUGACCACUGACCUGUGACAUCACGUGAGAUUCCACAAUUGUUUUGCGUUUCAGUUUGGGUCUGUAAGCUAUGUCCACAUUAUUUGUGUACAAAUGCAGAUAUGCAAGUAGCCGGACAAAAAUCUCUCCAUAGGUUUGUGCACGCACACGGAAGCAGUAAUUUAAUAUAGCUCUAUGAUGUGCAUACAAUUUAACAACAAAGUCCUUUAGAGCAGCAAAGUCACGAAUGACAUUCAUUGAUGGUGCUUUGUGGCACACUUGUGAGAAUUGAGGACAUAGCUUGGCACAUUGGGAUCGGAGUAGUGUGCAUAUGUUUAUGUUUGCAACCUGCCUUCUGCCAGAAAACAAAAUAUUGGUGGGUGGGGGUACAGUUUGGAUAGGUUUGCCAGGUGGAGAGCUGUGGUCCAAUGGUUAUGGAGUUCGACUCGUGUGCCAUGGUACGUGGGUUCGAACCCUGAGGUGGAACAUGGUGCUUGUGUUCUUGGGCAAGACUUUUUACUACAAUUGCCUCUCUCCACCGAGGAGUAUGAGUACCGGUACCUGUAAAGGUAGAGACUAGAAUGCGCUGAUCUCGAGCUGCUGCAGAGAGCACUAUAGCACCACAUUAUUUAUUACUAUAAUUGUUAA
Molecule: messenger RNA, 3305 nt
Organism: Patiria miniata (bat star)
Lineage: Eukaryota; Metazoa; Echinodermata; Asteroidea; Valvatida; Asterinidae
Gene: ppp5c
Product: serine/threonine-protein phosphatase 5-like
Exons: 11
Coding region: 45-1580 (511 amino acids)
Cellular component (GO): cytosol; nucleus
Molecular function (GO): protein binding; protein serine/threonine phosphatase activity
Source: RefSeq, a predicted model, not a curated record